AUGGUUGGCCCUACAGCUUCUCUCUCAGUCCUCAGUCGUGCCGAUGGCUCAGCGAGCUACAAAUGCCCCGCCACCGGGUAUAAUAUCCUGGGCGCCGUCAAUGGCCCCGUUGAGCUCCCCGGCCGUCGCGACGCAUUGAAACCCGAGGAUGCCACCGUGGAAAUCUUCAUCAAGCCGGGCACCACCACUGGCGGUGUCGGUGAACGCGCUACGGAAACUAUCCUGAAGUCUGUGUUGGGAAAUCUCGUGCUGGGACGGGAGAAAGGAUUCCCGCGCCGCGGCGUGGUCCUGACCUUGAACAUUGUUGGAGGAGAGAACGUGGAACGCGGUGACUCGUACCUGACCCUUCUCCCGGCUCUCCUGCAUGCCGGCCUGCUCGCCAUGAUUUCCGCGUCCAUUCCUCUAUCCAUGACCCUCUCCGCUGCACUGCUCGGUGUAACUACAUCCGGCGACAUCGUGCAAAACCCCGGUCCAGCCGCCGCAAAGUCCGUCGUCUCCCUGCACGUUCUGGCCUUCUCCUCCAAGGGCCACCUUCUGCUGAACGAGAGCCGGGGCCGAUUCGACUUCGAUACCUGGGAGCUGGUCCGGGCCCGGGCGCUGUCCAUCUGCCAGGGCGCUCACGACGGCGACGUUGCUAUGGGAGAAGGAGAGAAUGCCGCCAGCGUGAACGCGUUUAUCCGCGAGACUGCCGAGGACCAAAUCUACAGCGACUACGCCCACAAGCUUGACUCGAUCUGA
Penicillium olsonii is the source of this 738-nucleotide messenger RNA. The record is from the annotation of a GenBank genome assembly. Lineage: Eukaryota; Fungi; Ascomycota; Eurotiomycetes; Eurotiales; Aspergillaceae.